Filobasidium floriforme is the source of this 1743-nucleotide messenger RNA. Its product is annotated as aspartic peptidase domain-containing protein. Lineage: Eukaryota; Fungi; Basidiomycota; Tremellomycetes; Filobasidiales; Filobasidiaceae. Bases 1 to 1743 code for a protein of 580 amino acids. The transcript is spliced from 4 exons. The record is from RefSeq and is a predicted model, not a curated record. Gene Ontology annotation, biological process: proteolysis. Gene Ontology annotation, molecular function: aspartic-type endopeptidase activity.
AUGCAGACGCAGAAGCAGACGCUCUUGACGUUGUUUUUCUGCCUGGCUCUUUGUUCAUGGACGGUUCCUACUACGAUCGCGACGAUCUCUUCAGCAUCUUCGGGGAUCGCUCAACAUCCUCGUCGACUGCACCACGCCCAUCCUCACUCUCGCUCCCCCUCUUCUUCGUCCCAGUCCACCGGCGGACGUACGAUCACGCUCAAGCACAACGAGGCUUAUCACGCUUUCAAGCGGGACCGAGGGUUGGACUGGUUGAUCAAGGAGAAGGACAAGCUGGACCACAAGUACGGAAGCGGGGAGCUAGCACAAGAGUUGGGGAGGAGGGCGGAUUCGCCGGUGACCCUGGCCAAUCAGGACAAGGACGCUUCGUACUCUGCAGAGAUCUCGGUAGGGUCUCCCGGGCAGACGUUCGAUGUGGCUCUGGAUACGGGUUCGGCCGAUCUGUGGCUGUUGAGUACGGAAUGCACUCUCGAUACCUGCAGCGGGCUGGACAAGUUUGAUCCGACAUCGUCGUCCACAUACAAGAACGGUAGUACCGGUUUCUCCAUCGCCUACGGGUCCGGAGACGCGCAGGGUCACCUAGGGGCGGAUACCGUCACUCUCGGCGGGUUCAGCGUCCAGGGACAGACGUUCGGGGUGGUCAACACCAUGUCCGCCGGACUGGUCGAUUCCCCCCUGAGCGGUCUGAUGGGUCUGGGGUUCAAGAGCUUGACGGUGACGGGGACGACGCCCUGGUGGAUGUCUUUGGCCGGGACGAGCGCUUGGUCGGAACCGUUGUUCGGAUUCUACAUGAGACGGUACAGGGACGUCGAUAGUGCCGCGGCGACCGAGGCCCAGGGGGGAACCCUGACGCUCGGGUAUGUGGACGAGGCGCUGUACGAAGGCGACAUCGAGUACGUCCCGGUCGAUGCGGACAAGCAGCGAUACUGGAACAUCCCCAUCAAAGGCAUCUCGAUGCAGGGCAAGACGGUCUCGCUCUCAGGCGUUCAAGCGGCUAUCGAUACGGGAACCACCUUGAUCGGAGGUCCCGAGGCGGACGUCCAGGCCAUCUAUGCAAACAUACCCGGUAGCCGAAGGAUGACUGGCGUCUAUGCCGGAUACUUUGAAUACCCUUGCUCGACCGACAUUGCGAUGGACAUGACGUUUGGCUCGUUCAAGGUCACGAUCCGGUCGAACGAUUUCAACAUUGGGAGUUAUGGGGAUGACGCUAGUUACUGCACCGGCGGCGUCUUUGUUCAGGGGCUGGCCGCGUCGUCUCCCGUGCAAUGGGUCGUCGGAGACACCAUGCUGAAAAACGUCUACAGCAUUUACCGCAUGACCCCCGCUGCCGUCGGGUUCGCUCAUCUACCUGGUUCGGGAGCCGUUUCCUCAUCAUCCUCGGCCUCGUCCUCGUCGUCCUCUACAUCGGCAUCGACGUCUUCAAGGGCAUCGUCCGGGACGGUCGCGUCGAGCUCGACGGCCUCUUCCAACUCUGCCGCGUCGACCUCGGUCAGCACCGCCAUCGUCGUCGUCACCGCGACCGGCAGCGUCGACAUGACCUCGAGCGGGGUCUUGCGAUCGACGCUCUUGCCCGGCGAUGCCCAGACGACCGGGUUGGGAGUGGCCCCAGGGGAGUCGCUGAGUGGUACUGGUACCGCUGGAUCAUCCCAACCAUCGACUACGGGUGCGGCUCUCCGUGGAUCGAUGGCACCGGUCGGCGGCAUCUUGCUCUCAGUCUUGUUGGCCAUGUUCCACUUGGUCUGA